Molecule: messenger RNA, 2788 nt
Organism: Schistocerca nitens (vagrant locust)
Lineage: Eukaryota; Metazoa; Arthropoda; Insecta; Orthoptera; Acrididae
Product: L-asparaginase-like
Exons: 13
Coding region: 139-2058 (639 amino acids)
Biological process (GO): amino acid metabolic process
Molecular function (GO): asparaginase activity; protein binding
Source: RefSeq, a predicted model, not a curated record
CGUAGUACAUGUAGACAUCUGAGUGUCAAAAGCUUAGAUUGCACUGCUAGCGUAGUGUUGGCGGAGCGUUAGAAACGAUCGCUCGUGGAGACUGUGUGAAGUAUCAGUUGUUAAAGAUUAAGUUUGACAAAAACAGAGAUGUCCUCGUCGCUAAAGAGUGCAUCUAGCAAUAAAAAUGAUGAGAUCGCUUCGUCAAGUUCGUUGCUCUCUAUGUCUGAGCCAGGAGCCCAACCCGAGAGUAAAGUACUCGUGUUGUACACCGGUGGGACUAUUGGAAUGAUGAGAGAUCCGAAAUUAGAAAGCGCCAGCCCCAGCUCACAGGUGCUGGUGCCCAUCCCGAACGAGUUUGGGCGCAUGCUGCUGAGGAACCCCGUGCUCCACGACGCCAGCUACUGCCAGCAGCGCUUCGGCGCCUCGCCGCCGCCCGACACCUUCGUCCUGCCGGACGUGCGCCAAAAAAGCCGCGUGGUCUACACGGUAGUGGAAUACGACCCACUGCUCGACUCGAGUAACAUGACUGUCGAUCACUGGAUCAAAAUUGCCAGGGACAUUCACAAUGAAUACUCAAAAUAUGAUGGAUUUGUUGUGCUGCAUGGAACUGACACCUUGGCAUACACUGCAUCAGCUCUGUCAUUCAUAUUUGAGCAUCUGGGGAAGACAGUUGUCAUUACUGGUUCACAGAUUCCAUUAUUUGAGACAAGAGGUGAUGGAAGAGAGAAUUUUCUGGGUGCGCUUAUCUUGGCAGGCAACUACAGCAUUCCAGAGGUAACUGUUUACUUUGGGCACAAGCUCUUCAGGGGAAACAGAACAACAAAAGUGAGCUCUGCGAGUUACAGUGCCUUUGAUUCUCUCAACUUCCCACCUCUGGCUACUGUUGGCAUUGAUAUUGAAGUGGAUUUCAGAUCUGUAUUUCGACCAACAUCCAUUGAACCAUUUGCUGUUCAUACAGCACUGAACCGGAAUGUUGGCCUUCUGCGGAUAUUUCCUAGUAUAACAACAGAAACUGUCACUGCCUUUUUUCAACCGCCAAUAGAAGGCAUUGUUUUGCAAACAUAUGGAGUAGGUAAUGUUCCAAGCAACAGGAAAGACCUUCUGGAAGCUAUAAAGGCUGCUGUUGACCGUGGGGUAAUAGUAGUCACUUGUACACAGUGCCACAAGGGAGGAGUGAGUGCACUUUAUGAAACUGGUAAGGUACUAGCUGACAUGGGAGUAAUUGCUGGUUAUGAUAUGACUCCAGAAGCUGCUCUUACUAAGCUGUCCUAUGUACUCUCAAAAAAGGAUUGGAGUGACAGUAUGAAACGAAAGGCAAUGCAAGACAAUCUCAGGGGAGAGUUAAGCAUAAUUGGAAAGUGGAAAGCUCUACAGGAAUGGGAUCUUGUCGACGCAGUUGCACGCUCACUUAAUGUCUACAGUCCUAAGGAACAACAGAAAAUUGGUUCAGUUUUGUAUCCAGCCAUGACAAUAGCUGCUGUAUCUGAAGGAAAUAUUGAAAAAUUGAAGCAGCUGAAAGAAUUUGGAGCAGAUUUUUCUUGUAGCAACAAAGACCAUCGGACAGCUCUCCAUAUAGCAUGCUGUGAAGGAAAUGCAGAAGUUGUGCAGUAUCUACUUAUGAAUGGUGCCAGUGUACAUAUGAAAGAUAGGUAUGACAGAACACCUCUGAUAGAUGCUGUAAACAACGAUCAGCAUGAAAUAAUAAAAUUACUGAGACAAGCUGGUGCUCAUUUACAUGGCAACCCAAGAACUAUUGGAGAACACCUCUGCAGUGCAGCAGCAAGAGGCAAUAUAAACCGGCUUAAGUCGUAUCAUUUAGCAGGAGCAGAUCUUGAACAGCCAGAUUUAAGUGACCGUACUGCCUUACAUUUGGCUGCACUUCAUGGUCAUGUUGAUUGUGUAUCCUUCUUGCUAGUAAAUAAUGUACAUAAGGAUGCAAAAGAUCUUCUUGGGCACACACCAACAGAUUUGGCUACAGCUAUGAAUCACACUGAUGUUCUCGAAUUGCUUCAUUUUACGGAACCUGAUGACAAUACAGAUGAAAAUGAAUUCAGCAAAUACCUUUGAAAGUGACUAAACAGGCAGGAGGGACUUAAUGAAAGCCACAGCUGCAUUAGGUGUGGUGGUUAUAGAAAGUGGAAAUGUGACUUUGCAACUUGGAAGUUAAAAACCAAUAUUAAUUUUGUAGUAACUAAUGCAGUUAUAUGAGGAAUUACUUAGUGCCUGAAGAUUAUUUGCCAUUUUUUUGUAUGAAGUAGAUAUGAAGUAGAAUGAGUUGCAGUAAUGAUUGUUUUAUAACUGCAAGAAUUUUUGGCAGAAAGGAGGUGACUUGCAGACCAGAGCAAUGCAACUGCCAACUUUCCUUUCUUUGUAUACGGUUGCUGAACAUGCAAGCACCUUCUCAAAUGUUUUGAAAUUAAGAUCCUUGUUACUACUUUAUAUUUUCUAGUUUGCAAUUAAUCUGUGCAAUUGUACAGUUCAUAGUAAUGCAUUGAGAGCUGAUAUUAAUUAAUGUCCUUGUGAUGUCUUUUAAGUUAUCUCAUUUGUAUGAAUGAACUCGUGUAUUAAAUUACUGAACAGAAAGUGCCGUAAAACACUAGUUCUAGACUCAUUAAAAUGAAACUGAACAGAUGAUUCAUUGCUUGCAUCUGCUUUUAUAACAAGAAAGACAAGCCAACAUACUGGUAUAUAGUCUCAGCAUAAUUUUUUAGUUGUUGCUGUGGCUAUUUUCCAUACAAACUUCAGAAAUUAUUUUGUACAUAUUUAUAUAUAAUAAGCAAACUACCUAUGUGAGAGG